GGAAGAACAAACAAAGUCAUCGGAACUUUUGGAUACAUGUCUCCUGAAUACGUCAUGUAUGGACAAUUCUCAGUAAAAUCCGACGUGUUCAGCUUCGGUGUGCUAAUGUUAGAGAUCAUAACUGGCAAGAAGAAUCAGUAUUCUUAUGUAUCAGAUCACUAUGCGGGCCUUCUAGACUAUGUUUGGGAACACUGGAGAAUUGGAGCAUUGACGCAAAUUGUGGAUCCAACACUGAGUGAAUCUUACUCAGUAAAUGAAGUGAUAACAUGUAUUCACAUUGGCUUGCUCUGCGUUCAGAAUGACGAUGAGGCCCGACCUGCUAUAGAAACAAUUCUUCUUAUGCUUAGUAGUGUCGAUUCUGUUAGCCUCCCUAUGCCCGAGCAACCUGCAUUCCUUUUCCCAAGUGUGAAGCACAACCAACCAUCUCAAGAUCGAAACUCGGAUCUAUCCAGCGAGAUGCUCAACAGCAGCAAGACAAUGUUGGAAUGUCCAGUGAUCAGCGGUUGUCUUAGUGAUGUGCCUCUUUGAUAAAGAAAAGGAAAAGAUCAGGGAGCACGCUCAAAAUCCAUUGAUCAAUGUCUAAUUCAUGAGGUCGAAACCAUGUAUCAUACAAAAAAUGCAAGCUCUCUUUCGCAUGGAACAAAAUUUAAGCUCCAAAUUACAAAGCAUGCGAAGCCCAUUCUCUAUUGAAGCAACCAGAACUCUUUGGAUUGCAAUAAAUCGAAGAAUAAAGUAGAA
Messenger RNA from Eucalyptus grandis, 738 nucleotides. Its product is annotated as putative cysteine-rich receptor-like protein kinase 33. Gene Ontology annotation, molecular function: protein kinase activity. Gene Ontology annotation, biological process: protein phosphorylation. The record is from RefSeq and is a predicted model, not a curated record. The transcript is spliced from 3 exons. Lineage: Eukaryota; Viridiplantae; Streptophyta; Magnoliopsida; Myrtales; Myrtaceae. Bases 37 to 528 code for a protein of 163 amino acids.